This is a messenger RNA of Emiliania huxleyi CCMP1516, 2343 nucleotides long. RefSeq lists its product as hypothetical. The transcript is spliced from 8 exons. NCBI's taxonomy places the organism in Eukaryota, Haptophyta, Isochrysidales, Noelaerhabdaceae. Bases 1 to 2343 code for a protein of 780 amino acids. The record is from RefSeq and is a predicted model, not a curated record.
AUGAGCGCCGGAACCGUCGAAGUAGGCCGAGGCCAAGCCGAGAAGGAGCAGGGGCAGCUGCUCACUCAGUCCACCAACUCCGCGUCGUGCACCAUCACCGUCACGGACCUGUCGGCCAUCAACGUGGCCGUCGCCGCCGCGUGCGUGUGGGGCGCCACCGGCGCCGCGUACACCAGCGCGAGCAUCAGCGGCACGUGGGGGCUGUAUGAAGACCUCACCCCGGACCUGUCAGAGCUGGCGUCCUACUGGUCGAUCGGCGACGAGUACACCGUCUCAAUGACGGCGACCUCGACGUGCAGCUCGAGCCAGAACCUGGGCUUCGAGGGCGGCGGGGUCGGCUACUUUCAAGUGACCGUCCCCGCCAACGCCGUCAACGUCCGCGUCUCGGCGACGGACACGGUGAGUGUGACGGGCACCGUGAACGCUGGCUUCCAGUCCAGGUCCACCAACUCCGCGUCGUGCACCAUCACCGUCACGGACCUGUCGGCCAUCAACGUGGCCGUCGCCGCCGCGUGCGUGUGGGGCGCCACCGGCGCCGCGUACACCAGCGCGAGCAUCAGCGGCACGUGGGGGCUGUAUGAAGACCUCACCCCGGACCUGUCAGAGCUGGCGUCCUACUGGUCGAUCGGCGACGAGUACACCGUCUCAAUGACGGCGACCUCGACGUGCAGCUCGAGCCAGAACCUGGGCUUCGAGGGCGGCGGGGUCGGCUACUUUCAAGUGACCGUCCCCGCCAACGCCGUCAACGUCCGCGUCUCGGCGACGGACACGGUGAGUGUGACGGGCACCGUGAACGCUGGCUUCCAGUCCAGGUCCACCAACUCCGCGUCGUGCACCAUCACCGUCACGGACAUGUCGGCCAUCAACGUGGCCGUCGCCGCCGCGUGCGUGUGGGGCGCCACCGUCGGCGCCGCGUACACCAGCGCGAGCAUCAGCGGCACGUGGGGGCUGUACGACGACCUCACCCCGGACCUGUCAGAGCUGGCGUCCUACUGGUCGAUCGGCGACGAGUACACAGUCUCAAUGACGGCGACCUCGACGUGCAGCUCGAGCCAGAACCUGGGCUUCGAGGGCGGCGGGGUCGGCUACUUUCAAGUGACCGUCCCCGCCAACGCCGUCAACGUCCGCGUCUCGGCGACGGACACGGUGAGUGUGACGGGCACCGUGAACGCUGGCUUCCAGUCCAGGUCCACCAACUCCGCGUCGUGCACCAUCACCGUCACGGACCUGUCGGCCAUCAACGUGGCCGUCGCCGCCGCGUGCGUGUGGGGCGCCACCGGCGCCGCGUACACCAGCGCGAGCAUCAGCGGCACGUGGGGGCUGUAUGAAGACCUCACCCCGGACCUGUCAGAGCUGGCGUCCUACUGGUCGAUCGGCGACGAGUACACCGUCUCAAUGACGGCGACCUCGACGUGCAGCUCGAGCCAGAACCUGGGCUUCGAGGGCGGCGGGGUCGGCUACUUUCAAGUGACCGUCCCCGCCAACGCCGUCAACGUCCGCGUCUCGGCGACGGACACGGUGAGUGUGACGGGCACCGUGAACGCUGGCUUCCAGUCCAGGUCCACCAACUCCGCGUCGUGCACCAUCACCGUCACGGACCUGUCGGCCAUCAACGUGGCCGUCGCCGCCGCGUGCGUAUCCCCGCCGCCGUCUGCCUCUGUUCGGCAGGACCCUCAUUUACACUUCGCGCAUGGGGGCCAGGCUGAUUUCAGGGGUCGUAAUGGUGUGUACUAUGCCUUCUACUCUGGCCCUUAUCUGGCGGUGAACGUCAAGACCCAAGAUGCGUCCUUUUGGCUCCACGGUGGCAAGCUUUUAGUCCACGGGAGCUUUCUGACCGAGGUUCACGUGGUCGCCCGCUCCACUAGCAGCACGGCCCUUGCGCUCGCCUCCUUUUGGGCUGAGGAGCUGAACCCGGAGAAUUGGGGUUGGAAUGUUGUCAACGGGACCUGCAAGCGCCACUACUUUAAGAUCGGCAAGUGGGGAAGGAAGCAGUGUGACCGUCUUAGCGUUGAAAUGACGUUCUCCACGGCCACCUUUACCCUUGGCAACUGGACGGUCACUGCACGGGGCAACCAUGUUUACAACUGGAUCUCGGGGCCCAAACACCGCAUUGAUGUCAGCUUCAGUGCGAGGGGCGACGCCCCCGUGCGAUCACUCGCGCACGGAAUCAUCGGGCAGUCCUUUGCAUCAGCAGAACCAAGGUACGGCCUGCGAGACGAGUACCCCAAGGCGGGCGAGUUCACAACCUCGGCCAUGGCAGAGGGCGCGAUCGAGGGGGAGGCCGCAAUCUACCCGUUUGAGGGUGCGCCAAAUGGCGGGCAUUUCUUUGCGCUCGAUCUGUGA